Messenger RNA from Centruroides sculpturatus (bark scorpion), 1761 nucleotides. RefSeq lists its product as uncharacterized. The transcript has 2 exons. NCBI's taxonomy places the organism in Eukaryota, Metazoa, Arthropoda, Arachnida, Scorpiones, Buthidae. The record is from RefSeq and is a predicted model, not a curated record. The coding region runs from base 646 to 1644 and encodes 332 amino acids.
AACAUCGGCAUCUAUUAAGGUUUUUAAUGAUAUUGAUAAAUCAAAAUAUCCCAGUAGUUUUUAUGCAGUAUAUUUACUAUAUUGUUGUUUACGAAAGCCAAGUAGGCUCGUAUAUUCGCUUAAUUUACAUAAUUUCGAGUAUAUCCAAAUUCCUUACAUAAAGUAGCCGAUAGUGAAUCGUCUAACACGAAAAGUAACUAAUUAAAGUAGUAAUUAAUUGAAUUUAUUGCGGUUUUCUUUGUUGAGAAAUGCAUUCAUUCAUAUUUUUACCAGAUUGUUCUGGCAGUCUCGUUGCUGUAACGAUACGAAGAAAGGAGUUAUUUAACUCGUAUUUCAUAAGAGGAAGAAAGGUGGAUUUAGACUAAGUUUAUAUGACGUAUCUCGUAGCAAUUCGUAAAAUUUAUUGAGAUACACGUCCUUGAGAACUUCGCGAUUGUCUGCGAGUGCAUCGUGGCCGUUUUGGGCGUGAAGGACGAUGUAUAUAAUUAGAAAACGGUCGCUAGAUUGGUCAUUGUUUUUUCCCCUUUAUACCACUAUCCAAUAGAGAUAAAGUUAUUAAAAAAAGAGAAAAUUCUGCGAAAUCCAUGGAUAUCCUUUCAAAGAACAGAAUCGGCAUUGUUAUUCGUCAGUUACACAUCAGAUGACAUGAAACUUAUCGUAACAUCGCUGUUGACACUGCUGUUUGCGGAAGAGAUGGCAUGCCACAGGGAAAAGUAUCAAAUGUCGUGUUAUCCGCUCGAUUCCUGCCACAGCUCCGAUCGGUCUCAACAUAAUCGAAAUUGCAAAUGCGAUAGAUAUUGCUCCCAAUAUGGCGACUGCUGUCUAGACGCAAAAUUUAAGUACUACGCCAGCAACAUCAGCCAACCCAAAAUGGAAUGCCAUAAGACGGGCAUUUCUAAAGGUUAUUACGUGGUUGCAUCGUGCGACAGAUACUGGAAAGACCGCUACAUUUUACGAAAAUGUCAAGAAAGUGCCGACAUAACCGAUCCCCUAUCGAAAAUUCCGGUAACCAGCGGGGUGACCAGCACGAGUUAUCGUAAUUACUACUGCGCCAUUUGUAAUUACGAUAGUCACGAUUUAGAUUUUUGGUUAGUAUCUUUACGCUUCUCGACGUUGGAAGCUAACGAGAAGGAAAUGUUAGUUAAUAAUUAUAUAAAAACGCAUCUAACUUACAACCCCUACUGUAGAGAAUGGGGGGUUUGGCUUUACGGUACUUUCCAUAUCGGCAAAAUGAACAUUUAUCCACCGAGCGAUUACGAAGACGACGUUUUCAGGACCUGUUUUCCGGACGUAACUUCGCACUGCGCUCCAAACUGGAGGAUCGAAGCCAUUAGACACAAAUGCCAAUCUUACACGGCUAUGGUGUUCCGUACCGGGAGCGAAAACGGAUACAAGAACGUCCAUUGCGCCCUUUGCAAUUACGUAAGCACUCAUUUGUUAAAGUGUAGCCCCGAGAAAUUGGAUCCGUCUUUGUAUCGCAGAGUGGUUUCUUUGGCUUCUCUACUGGAAAUCAAAACCAGCGAUUGCAAUACCGGAGAAUACUACGAUCCAUUUUUUAAGAAGUGUCGUAACGUUGUUUGCGGGUUUUCUAAUCGAAUUUUGGUCGGUGGAAAAUGUGUACGAAUCGGAAGAAAGGGUAAAUAAUACACUACACGGAUGCUAACCGUUACGCUUAUUUUUAGGAAGAAUUGUAUUAACGAGCUUGCAUUUGCCUCGUCGCUCAGAUUCUGUACACAUUUAAUCAAAUUCUGUAUUUGUAAU